Phyllotreta striolata is the source of this 594-nucleotide messenger RNA. NCBI's taxonomy places the organism in Eukaryota, Metazoa, Arthropoda, Insecta, Coleoptera, Chrysomelidae. The record is from the annotation of a GenBank genome assembly.
AUGAACUUGUGUGUGUUCGUGUUGAUGGUGGUUUGUUUGAAAUUAGUUAAUUGUCGCAAUGGUGACCAGAGGGAAACUAGGGAUUUGGCCAGCUGGGGUGGAUCCUGGUCGAUAUAUCCCACGACGGCCAGUUGGUCAAUGCAAACUAGAAUACCAAUGACGGCAGAUUUUGCGGAUACGGGUCGGGACGGUGGCAAAAAAGGCGGCAGAAACAAAAAGAAGUACAAGAGAUUCAUUCUACCACUGCUUCUAGCUUACAAGCUGAAGUUCUUCACCUUGAUACCGGUACUGCUGGGAGGAUUGGUGCUUUUGACGGGUGCAACAGGUUUAGCAGGAUUUUUCUUCGCCCUAUUCGCAGCAGUGAUGGGCCUGAAAUCGAGCAGUAGUCACAGAGCACUCUAGCAACCGUCUUUUUAAUGAUACUAUUAUAUCAGCUGGGUCCUAAUUUACAGAUAGUUACGAAAUGUUGUUCAUAAUAUGUAAGGAGGUAUAUUUAGGUUAAUUGAAAUACUCAAAUGAAAUUAAUAGUGUUAUUCUGAAACUUUGCUGUAAGACAUCUUGUAGAGACUCGAGUCAUUUCAGAAUUACACUACA